Symsagittifera roscoffensis is the source of this 2061-nucleotide messenger RNA. Its product is annotated as zinc transporter ZIP4-like. Gene Ontology annotation, cellular component: plasma membrane. Gene Ontology annotation, biological process: zinc ion import across plasma membrane; intracellular monoatomic cation homeostasis. Lineage: Eukaryota; Metazoa; Xenacoelomorpha; Acoela; Convolutidae. Gene Ontology annotation, molecular function: zinc ion transmembrane transporter activity; monoatomic cation:bicarbonate symporter activity. The transcript has 9 exons. The coding region runs from base 132 to 1469 and encodes 445 amino acids. The record is from RefSeq and is a predicted model, not a curated record.
AAUACAACACGUGCGGCCUAUAAACUAAGUUGCAGUUUUAAAGCUGUUUUCAAUCAUUAACUGUUGUAAGUCCAAUCAUCUUUAACUGAACACAAGCGUAUAAUAUUAUCGGUCACUCGGAACGCCAAAAAAUGAACGCGAAAAAGUCAAGAUCUACGAUAUUGGUGAAAACAACACUUGUGCAAUUCCUGCUAUUCAGCUCUGUGUUCGGGAACGCAUUUGAAACCCACUACAAAAGCUUGCUGGGAAGUUUGGUGGGACAAUCUUUAGAGGACGUUUUUGAUGGCGUGAGCAUCACAGAGUUGGAGCACAAUGCUGAAAACUUCACAGAAACGUGUCUAAAUAAGACUGACCUCGAAGCUGCCUACACAAUUGCCGACACUUCUUCUCUAACAGACGCCGAGCUAGUCGAACUAUGUCCCGCCCUCCUCUACCGAGCCCUGGUUGCUGCCGAGUGCGCCCAUGAUGACCAUGACGAGGACCAUGAUGACCAUACGGGAGAAACAACUGGGUAUGGCUACAACUAUGGAACUCUGGCUGUUUUGGUGAUCAGUCUAUCUCCCUUCCUGGGCGUUCCGCUGGUUUUCAUGAAGCGUAACUCGCUUGUUCUGCAGAUGAUAAUUCAGUUUUUGAUUGCUGUCGGCGUUUCGGCACUGGGUUGCGACUCUCUGCUUCACUUAUGGCCUGAGGCGGUGGGCCUACAUGGGCACAGCGAGGGAAGCCAUGACGAGCAUGCAGGCCAUGGGGAGACUGAGACUGAAGGCGGCCAUGACAGGACAUACUUGUGGAGGACAAUGGUCCUUGUAAUCACUAUUUAUGUGUUCUACCUGUUCGAAAAUCUCUUCUCGAAGAUAUUUCAUCAUAGACACUCACAAUCAGAAGAGGAGACAACAAACUUUCCAGAUACAUUGGGUGGAAAGGAUGUCGAAAACAAAACUUCUGUUAAAAUUUCUGGUCCAAUGGAGUUGACCAAAGAGGGCUCAAAGAUUCUCGGAAUCCCAAACGAUAAGUUUGUGACCGCCAUCACCAUCGCGGCCGGAGAUCUCCUCUGCAACUUCGUGGAUGGAAUGGCCAUCGGAACAGGGUUCCAGUCAUCUGGCUCCUCCGGACUCUCCUCCGCCAUUGCCGUGUUCUGUCAUGAAUUGCCCCAAGAGUUGGCUAGCUUUGCCCUUCUUCUCGACAUGAAAGUGCACUUGUUGGCCAUCCUUGGGCUCAAUCUGUUCUCUGCGCUGGGUGCGUUUGCGGGUCUCUACAUCGCAUCUGCCCUGUCAGAGCAUGACCACUUCAUCGGCUACAUGCAGGCCAUAGCCGCAGGCGUUUUUCUCUACAUCGCGUUCAUGGACAUGUACCCCGAGAUGCUAUCGGCUCAAAGUAAACACCCAUGGAUUAUGUUCGUGGUGCAGAACAUAGGACUGAUGAUCGGAUUUGCCAUUCUGCUUGUCAUAGCCCUCUACGAAGAGGACAUUUGAAAGCACUCGGCGUCCAAUAGGAUCUCAAACUGAAUUUAUCAUUAAAUGAGGAUGAUGAUAAUUGUCGUACAGUAAGGGUAUGAUCUAUAUGUAAAUAGCGUAACCACUUAGUAAUAACCGAUUCUGUACGGAAAGUCAAAGCUUGAACACAUACAUAACAUACUCAAAUAAGACAAACAGUUUCUUACCGAGAAAUAUCAACGUCUAAAACAUAUGUUUCCAACUGCUGCAACUAUCACAGGACCAGCACAUUGGUAAAUGUUGCAUCAAUAUGAAAUGUACUUUAUAAACAGUAACCUAAAGUUUUAAAGUUCGAGGUUUUGACUAUUCGGCCGGACAACAAUGAUGAUGAUGAUGGUGGUGAUGACUAAAAACAUUAGUAUUACGAUUACUGUUGUUCCCAUAUCUAGCGCCCCUAGGCAAUUUGUACCUUACAAUUGAUUUGAGUACAAAAAAAGUUGUAUAUUUUUUCAUAAGGUCAAAGUUGACAAAGAAUUGAUUCCGAUAAUGUCAACACCUGUAAUUUCAAAUUAACCAAAUUCAUUUUUUAAUAAACCAUUUAUUACCAGCGUAUUAACUAUUCCAAAAAAAG